AUGAUAACAAACAAACUAAAGCUCCGAAUGACCAACAUUUUCCGAUGCAGUCCUCGGAAAAAAUCCCUAAUUUCCGACGUCACCGAACACCCAUUUUUCUACCCCCACUCAUUCCACCUCUUCUCUCCCAAAAAACCACCUCCUUCUCAGCCAUUCUCCUCCAUUUGCAGACCAAAAACAACCCAAACAGCUCCGGUCAAGCCGAGACACAGAAAAUCAAGAAAAAGGAGAAACAACUCCGAGCUGAAAAACAAAAAAUUUGAUGAGCUGCUGGAUUCAGUUUCGGGAAACUACACUAACUGCUGGUUUAGUGAAGAUGAGAAUGAAGGUAAAGAUGAUGACCGGACAACUCUUUUCUCCGGCUUUAAGGACAGUUAUGCGGUGGUGAAGAGAUCAAGUGAUCCGUACAAUGAAUUCAGAACAUCAAUGGUGGAGAUGAUAGUUGAGAGAAAGUUGUUCAAAGCUAGAGAACUUGAGCAUUUGUUGCAUUGUUUUCUUGCACUUAACUCAUCAUCUCAUCAUAUGGUUAUAGUUGAAGCUUUUACUCAGAUUUUGGAAACAAUUUUUAGUGGCUACCAAUGA
Messenger RNA from Daucus carota subsp. sativus, 582 nucleotides. Its product is annotated as transcription repressor OFP8. Bases 1 to 582 code for a protein of 193 amino acids. Gene Ontology annotation, biological process: negative regulation of DNA-templated transcription. The transcript has a single exon. The record is from RefSeq and is a predicted model, not a curated record. Lineage: Eukaryota; Viridiplantae; Streptophyta; Magnoliopsida; Apiales; Apiaceae.